AUGGACAGAAUUAAUAUCUUUGAAGAAAUCAAUUCCAAACCAAUUCCUUUACCUCAUGAAAACUUUGAUGAAUAUUUCAACAAUCAAAAUGACAUAGACUUUUUAUUCAAUGAGACAUUAUCAGGUUUACAAGAUCUAGAUGUUCCCUCGGGUUACCUUCUAAAACAAGACAACAAUAAUAACAACAACAACUAUGGUAAACAAAAUAGGCAUAGUAGACAACAAAGUGGUACCGCAAUCUUUGGUUUUAUUGAACAUAAUCGAGGUUUAUCUAUCACUGGUGUAGCAGGUGAUUUAUACAAAGCGUCAGGAGGGAAAUCUAUUGAUUUCGGGAAAUCAAUCUCUCCAGGCGAACUAAUGACUAAGUCAAUGACACCAUCUUUUCAACAUCACCAAGCACAAGGUCCAAGUCAAGAAAUCUUAGAUCUUAAUUUCGAACAAAAACCAAUAUUACUUCUAGAAGAAGAUGAAUUUGAGGAAGAAAACAAGAUUACCAGGAAUCACCUUAUGCCCCAACUGUCUCCCAUUAGGAAAGAAACAAUUUCAACUCCACCGCCAACUUCUCUUUUAAAAAAGGGACCCAAACUGUUACCAAGAACAGCUAAACAGAAUGAAUAUCUUGUGACAAAUGCAAGUCCCAAAGCUUACAAGUUCCCACCGUCUCCAACUUCAGAUAGAGAGAAUAGGGUGCCUGUAAUAAAUAAUUACUCAGCCAAGUAUCUUCAGGAAUUGUACAAUCAACCUCCAAAGAAUUAUGUGGACGAUAUUUCGCCAUUACUAGAACAGGAAAGUACUUUUGAAAACAACAAACCGCAAUCAGCUCCAGGUAUGGGUUAUGUUCCUAUUCCUGUACAGGAACCAGUCCCACCAUCGCAACAAAGAAGACCCUCUGCAAAACAACAGAGUCCAUUCAAGCCACAAGCUGAAAUUGUCAACUAUCCUGUUCAAAGCGCACAACCACAAUUCACACAAUUUUACCAAGACGAUAGUUCUGCCAGAAAACUACAAUUAAAUAAAUCCAACUUCAACGCAACAUAUUUACCCCCUCCAUCGCCUCCAUCUUCUGACUGGCAGGGCUCGCCAGAAGCUCCUUCACCAUCCCCAAGUAGGCCUGUAUUAUUUCAACAACCUCCCAAACCAUCGCCAGUUCAUUUAAGUUUAAGAAAUGAAGCGGUUAACUUCUACACGUCACAGUUCUUCUCCGAUCCCCCGGAUAACAACAAUGGCUAUAACACUCAAUAUCUUAGUCUGUCGCCACAACAGCAGCUAAGAAUUCCUGUCCAAAAUGUGACUUACAACCUCCAAUCAUCACCAAUGUACAAUAACAACCUCACAUCUCAACUAUCUUCCCUUAAUUCAUCCCCAGAUAGAUUCUAUAGCAGUCCUAUCCGCCCACCAGUGCCCAUACCAGCACCAUAUGAACCCGUGGAAGAUCCUAAUGCUACUUUAAGAGCCCAACCUCUCCUCCCAUCCACCCCAGUCAAGAACAAUACAAACAAAAUGAAAAUCGAAUGGAGUCCCGUUAUUUCCCCAGAAUCGAAAAAUACACUCCAGAAACAAAUCAAAGACACAUCACCUAGACGAAGAGUUAAGAAGACCUCAUUAUUACCUCCAGGGGAAUUGGAUAAUUAUUGGAUAGGUCCUGAUGAAAACAAAGUAUAUACAUGUACUUACAAGAAUUGUGGUAAGAAAUUUACAAGAAGAUAUAAUGUGCGUUCCCAUAUUCAGACCCAUUUAAGUGAUCGUCCAUUUGGAUGUAUGUAUUGUCCAAAACGGUUUGUGAGGCAGCAUGAUUUGAAUCGACACGUGAAGGGACAUCUUGAGGCUAGGCAUUGUAAAUGUGAUUGUGGGAAGGAGUUUGCGAGAUUGGAUGCGUUGAAGAAACAUCAAGAGAGAAAUAUAUGUGUUGGUGGAUUCGGGAAGACUAAUAAUUGUGUGACGAAGCCUAAGAAGAGGACGAUGAAGGUGUUGGAUGCGUUGAUGAGCGAUAAAUUGGAAGAACAAUUGACUAGUGAACAACAACAGGCAUUACUGAAGAGAGAACAAACUCCCAGUUCUGCUGCUGAUGAGUUCUUGAUUUACGAUUGA
Hemisphaericaspora subhashii is the source of this 2088-nucleotide messenger RNA. It is a transcript of the gene ACE2, whose product is annotated as DNA-binding transcription factor. Gene Ontology annotation, biological process: regulation of transcription by RNA polymerase II. The record is from RefSeq and is a predicted model, not a curated record. The transcript has a single exon. Gene Ontology annotation, molecular function: DNA-binding transcription factor activity, RNA polymerase II-specific; RNA polymerase II cis-regulatory region sequence-specific DNA binding. Bases 1 to 2088 code for a protein of 695 amino acids. NCBI's taxonomy places the organism in Eukaryota, Fungi, Ascomycota, Pichiomycetes, Serinales, Debaryomycetaceae. Gene Ontology annotation, cellular component: PcG protein complex; transcription regulator complex.